This is a messenger RNA of Pichia membranifaciens NRRL Y-2026, 1518 nucleotides long. RefSeq lists its product as hypothetical. Gene Ontology annotation, molecular function: protein binding. Lineage: Eukaryota; Fungi; Ascomycota; Pichiomycetes; Pichiales; Pichiaceae. The transcript has a single exon. The coding region runs from base 1 to 1518 and encodes 505 amino acids. Gene Ontology annotation, cellular component: nucleolus. The record is from RefSeq and is a predicted model, not a curated record. Gene Ontology annotation, biological process: positive regulation of transcription by RNA polymerase I; rRNA processing.
AUGUCCGCGCCAAGAGAAAGAGUUGUUACUGCCAGAAAUCCGUCGGUACCGACCCAGAUAUCCCCGGAACAGAAGUUCUGGAAAGGUUUUGUGAACUCGCAGCUAGUGAAGGAGCACAAUGCAAUUACACACAUACACUUUGACCCGAACAGCCCCCAUGAUUUUGCUGUCACGUCUUCGACAAGAGUGCAGGUAUUUUCGUCGAAAACCAGAAAGGUGGUGAAAAAUUUCACCAGAUUCAAGGACACUGUCUACUGCGGUGAGUUUAGAAACGACGGUAAACUAUUAGUGGCUGGUGAUGCAUCCGGCUUGGUCCAGAUCUUUGAUGCACACCACCCAAGAACUUUGCUAGUCACAAUCACCCCUACUACACACCCAACACACAUAACGAAGUUCCACCCUACAAUCAACACACAGCUGUUGACUUGUUCGGACGAUCGUGUGGCCAGAUUGUACGACAUCUCUCAGUCUGCGAAACCUAUAAUCUCUUUCAACAACCACGAUGACUAUAUCAGAUCCGGUAUAUUCAUACCUACUUCACCAAACUUGAUUGCCACCGGUUGUUACGACAAUAACAUCAGAAUUUUUGACGUCAGAGUGGGCGGAAAUGAUCCAAUAGUGAAAUUCAAUCAAUCGUCCCCCGUCGAAGACAUGCUCUCUCUCACGCCUACCAACAUUCUAUCUGCUGGUGAAGGUGUGGUGAAGUACUGGGAUUUGGUUGCAGGUAAAUUAUCAAGGACAUUACACAACUUCAACAAAACUGUCACCUGCUUAAGCGACGCUGGAGAAAGAGGCAUUCUAGUCGGUUCGAUUGAUGGACACGUGAAGGCGUUUGACACAAGCACCCCAAAUUGGGAUGUCAAGUUUGGAUGGAAGUUUGGUUCGGGUGUUUUGAGUUGUGGUGUUUCCCCAGAUUUCAAGCAUUUAGUGGUAGGACUGAAUUCUGGCUUAUUGACUGUCAGAACGAGAAAGAACAAUAACGAUAACAUAUCAGCAACAACAGCAACAAGUAACAACCUCAAGUUCAAAGGUGACAAAUCGCAUGGUUUUGCAAGAUUCAUGCGUGGAUCGGAUUUCAAGGGAGAGGGCGAACAUCACGUAAUCGACGAAAAGGUUAACCACAAAAAACUCAGAUCUUUCGAAAGGGACUUAAAUGGGUUCCGCUGGUCCGAUGCGUUAAAUAGUGCGUUGCUAGAUGGAUUAGAUACCGAAGCAACUAUCACAUGUCUUGAAGAGUUGAAGAAGAAGGGUAAAGUUCGUAUAGCGUUGGCAAAUAGAGACGAAGCAUCCCUUGAACCGCUUUUGACAUGGUGUUUAAAAUUCAUCGACGACCCUAGAAAUGUGAGUAUCAUUGCAGACUACGUUAUAUGUAUUUUGGAGAUGUACGACGAACUAAUCUCUAGGAAACCGGUACUAGAGGAGUUGGUACUGAACUUGCAGAAAAGGGUCGAGAUCGAGUUAAAGAAGGCCCAAGACUCUGAACGUAUAAUUGGUAUGCUCGAGCUACUCAGUGCAUAG